CUGUAUCUUUCGCAUUUCCCUUCCUUUUCUCUCUUCAACGUUAAUUGCCGUGUUUGAAUUCGAUUGAACGAUUUUGCAGCAAGCCCGGCCGUCCGUCUUCUCUUCCAUUAUGACUUCCUAUCAAUUAUCGACAAAAAUCCUCGCCAUAUGCUUGAUAUCUCUUCCUCUUUUCGUCGCAUUCAGACUCUCCCUUCCCUUCUCAUCAUUCUCGAAUCAAACCCUGAGUUUGGCCGACGCAAGAGUUCUGGACAAAGUGUCUCGGAAUGAUUCCUCCCUGGCUCAAGGCUCAGAAGACGGUUACUCUCAGUCCUCUAGCGUGUCAGAAGAUAAAUUUCUUGGGGGACUUCUUCCUCCUGGGUUUAAUGAAGGCUCUUGCGUAAGCAGGUACCAAUCCUGGCUAUAUCACAAGAAACCUUCACCCCAUAAACCUUCUCCUUAUCUUCUCUCCAGGCUUCGCGCUUAUGAAGAUCUCCAUAAACGCUGUGGACCCUACACCAAAUCCUAUAACAAGACCAUAAAACAGCUUAGGUCUAGAAACAUUGUCAGCUCUGCAGAAUCUUCAGAGUGUAAAUAUGUUGUCUGGGUAUCUUUUAGUGGCUUGGGGAACAGAAUCUUAACAGUAGCAUCGGCUUUUCUAUAUGCCAUCCUUACAAACAGAGUUCUGCUCAUUGACCCAGGAAAAGACAUGCCUGAUCUUUUUUGUGAGCCAUUUCCAGAAACCUCGUGGUUGCUACCCACUAAUUUUCCUCUUAAACGCAGGUUUGAUAAGUUUAAUCAGAAGACUCCGAAUUCUUAUGGAAACAUGCUCAAGAGAAACAAACUAAACGCUUCAUCUGAAUUGUUUCCCUCAUAUUUAUAUCUUCAUCUGGUUCAUGAUUAUGAUGACCAUGAUAGACUUAUAUUCUGUGAUCAACACCAAACACCCAUGAACAGAGUUCCUUGGUUAAUUAUGAAAUCUGACAACUACUUUGUUCCAUCACUCUUCUUGUCCCCUUCUUUUGAUCAAGAACUAAGUAGAUUAUUCCCCGACAAAGCAACUGUUUUCCACCACCUGAGUAGGUAUCUUUUUCACCCCAGUAACCAAGUUUGGGGCCUAAUCACUAGAUAUUAUUGGACCUACUUAGCAAAAGCAGAUGAGACAAUCGGUAUACAGAUUCGAGUCUUUGAAUCUUCCUCAGGGCCAUAUCAGCAUGUAAUGGACCAAAUCCUGGCCUGUACAUUGAAGCAGAAUCUGCUGCCUGAAGUUGAUCAGCAAGAAUCUUCUGCCGAUCCAUCAGUAAAACCAAAAUCAAAAGCUAUUUUGAUGACAUCUUUAAGUUCUGGGUACUUUGAGAAUCUGAGAAACAUGUAUUGGGAACACCCCACAGUGACUGGAGAUUUGAUUGGGAUUUAUCAGCCAAGCCAUGAAGAAUAUCAGCAGACAGAGAAGCAAUCACACGAUAGAAAGGCAUGGGCUGAAAUGUACCUUCUGAGUCUAACAGAUGUUUUAAUCACAAGUGCAUGGUCAACGUUUGGGUAUGUGGCCCAGGGCCUUGGAGGGUUGAAGCCAUUGAUUCUCUUCAAACCAGAGAAUCGCACUGUACCAGAUCCACCCUGUGGUCGUGUCAUUUCAAUGGAGCCAUGUUUUCAUGCCCCACCAAAUUAUGAUUGCAAGGCAAAGACGGGGGCUGAUCCUGGCAAUCUUGUUCCUCAUGUGAGGCAUUGUGAAGAUAUGAGCUGGGGCCUCAAGUUAGUUGACAGACAUGAUGAUAUUUAA
This is a messenger RNA of Neltuma alba, 1756 nucleotides long. RefSeq names its product galactoside 2-alpha-L-fucosyltransferase-like. Gene Ontology annotation, cellular component: Golgi apparatus; membrane. The record is from RefSeq and is a predicted model, not a curated record. NCBI's taxonomy places the organism in Eukaryota, Viridiplantae, Streptophyta, Magnoliopsida, Fabales, Fabaceae. Bases 110 to 1756 code for a protein of 548 amino acids. Gene Ontology annotation, molecular function: galactoside 2-alpha-L-fucosyltransferase activity. The transcript is spliced from 2 exons. Gene Ontology annotation, biological process: cell wall biogenesis; xyloglucan biosynthetic process.